This is a messenger RNA of Colletotrichum spaethianum, 762 nucleotides long. RefSeq names its product oxidoreductase NAD-binding domain-containing protein 1. The transcript is spliced from 2 exons. Lineage: Eukaryota; Fungi; Ascomycota; Sordariomycetes; Glomerellales; Glomerellaceae. The coding region runs from base 1 to 762 and encodes 253 amino acids. Gene Ontology annotation, cellular component: mitochondrion. The record is from RefSeq and is a predicted model, not a curated record. Gene Ontology annotation, molecular function: oxidoreductase activity.
AUGCGGCGUGGUCAAUGGCUUGACACCUUCGUCCCAGGCGUCCCCAAGCCAGGCGGCUUCACAAUUACCAGCCCGCCCUCCAAAGCCGCCCUCCCGUCCUCGGCAUACCUCGAGCUCGCAGUGCAAAAGUCGCCAUCAAACCCGCCCGCCGCAUGGCUCUGGGGUCGCCCCGUUGACGACGGGUACCCUGGCGGUCACAGCCACAGCUCCGAGAAUGAGCCGGCGCAGCUCCUGGUCCGAGUCGGCGGGUCCUUCGUGUGGCCGCCGCAUGGCAUCGACCUUACCCGUCUACAACGGAUAGUCUUCGUCGCAGGUGGCGUGGGGAUUAACCCGCUCAUGAGCAUCCUUAGCCACCUCGCCGAGGGAGGUGAAAGUCCGUACAACGUGCAGUUUUUGUACUCGACAAAGACGCCGGCCGAGGGUCUAGACUCGGGGAAGAUCCUCUUUCUGGAGCGGUUGGCAGCCAUCUAUGGGCGAGAAAAGGUACGAGGUCGGCUGAGGCUAUUUCUGACGAACCUACAGGAGACUUCCGGGUCUGAUGAAACCGUUCUGCCGUGUAAUGAGGUGGAAGUCCCGUUCAAGAAGCGCCGCAUGACCCUGGAGGAUGUGGCAGAGGCAUUGGGGCCGAAGGAGGAGUACGGGUCCGCGGUGGUGUAUGUUUGCGGGGUACCGGCCAUGACGGACAAGUUUGUGGGUGAUCUCACAUCCCCAGAUGGUCUGGGAUUGAAGGCCGAACAGGUCUUUUGUGAGAAGUGGUGGUAA